This is a messenger RNA of Arabidopsis thaliana (thale cress), 1773 nucleotides long. RefSeq names its product DHHC-type zinc finger family protein. Gene Ontology annotation, molecular function: palmitoyltransferase activity; protein-cysteine S-palmitoyltransferase activity. The coding region runs from base 150 to 1010 and encodes 286 amino acids. NCBI's taxonomy places the organism in Eukaryota, Viridiplantae, Streptophyta, Magnoliopsida, Brassicales, Brassicaceae. The transcript has 7 exons. The record is from RefSeq and is marked reviewed. Gene Ontology annotation, cellular component: Golgi membrane.
AAAUCGUCGACAACUUCAGACGUACUCCAACAACAAAGUACAACAACAACAUCAAUCGAGAGAAAGCGAAUAAAUAAAACAAAUAAUUUAAAUUAAAAAUCCACUCGCCGGAGACGCCGUCGUUUCGACGCCGGUGCUCCAAAAAAAAUAUGAAACGGAAAGGAGUCGGAUUCUCUCUCCCCGUCACGGUGGUGAUGUUGGUGAUCGGUUUCAUCUACUUUGCCUCGGUUUUCACUUUCAUCGAUCGGUGGUUCAGCCUCACUUCGUCUCCCGGAAUCGCUAACGCCGCCGCUUUCACCGCUUUGGCUCUGAUGUGUAUAUACAAUUACUCCAUCGCGGUUUUCAGGGAUCCGGGUCGGGUUCCACUCAAUUACAUGCCGGAUGUUGAAGAUCCGGAGAGUCCUGUUCAUGAGAUUAAGCGAAAGGGAGGAGAUUUGAGGUACUGCCAAAAGUGUUCACAUUUCAAACCUCCGCGAGCUCACCAUUGUCGAGUUUGCAAAAGAUGUGUGCUUAGAAUGGACCACCAUUGUAUCUGGAUCAACAACUGCGUAGGACACACUAACUACAAGGUCUUCUUUGUCUUUGUUGUCUAUGCGGUGACUGCAUGUGUAUAUUCUCUGGUUUUACUUGUGGGAAGCCUUACUGUUGAACCUCAAGAUGAAGAGGAAGAGAUGGGAAGCUAUUUAAGAACUAUAUAUGUAAUUUCAGCUUUUCUUCUUAUCCCAUUAAGCAUCGCGUUAGGUGUUCUUCUGGGGUGGCACAUCUACCUCAUUUUACAAAACAAGACGACUAUUGAGUACCAUGAAGGAGUGAGAGCUAUGUGGUUAGCAGAGAAAGGUGGGCAAGUCUAUAAGCAUCCAUAUGACAUCGGCGCAUAUGAAAACCUAACCUUGAUUUUGGGUCCGAACAUACUUUCUUGGCUCUGCCCUACAUCAAGGCAUAUCGGUUCUGGUGUGCGUUUUCGUACAGCUUUUGAUUCAAUCCCUGAUUCAUCUGAAACAAAACAUUAGCCAAGACCCAAAUCAUGUAUACCUUUUUCUGGGGAGUUCCACCGAAAAGGCAGCAGAUUUUGAACUUCACAGCACACUGGCUCGUCCUUUUUCAAGCAUUUUAGGCGCCUCAGCUUAAAACCAAGACUGGCCCGUAAUCAGUACUAGACUCUGCUUGGCAAGGUUCUCCCUCUCGCAUCCUUGUAACUGGAUUAAGAGCAUCCAUUUGUGAAAAAUAUGGUAUCGGUUAGGUAUUUUCCUUGUUUUUCUUUGGAUUCCUCAAAAAGGAAGUUAGGUUGUGGAUACAGAACUCAGAAGCUGAUUAUGCUUAUUAUACAUACCACUUAACAGGCGAAAAGACAUCAUUGUACGAUAAUUUAAGGCUUUCAUAUUUUGUUAUCAGAUUCAGACACAGUUGUCAAUAUGUAUUUGUUUCUAUGCAGAAUUAUAGCUGUAAGCACUUUGUAUAGAAAAAAAGCCAAAAGAGUUUGUGACAUUUGUAUGACCAGAUUGGAAGACGAAGAAGAAGAUCAGAAUUAGAGAGGAAGAUCAAGCCCUUUUCCAACAUCAACACCAAUCAACUGAAGAAUUCCUCUGUUCAGAAUCUGGUCAUAGUGAAAGAUCAAGUAUGACUCUUUGUGGAUGUGCUCCGUAUUCAGAUGCAUUUUUCGUUCGUACAAAUUUCUCUAACGUGUCAUAUACAAUUCUUCACCACAAAAACUGGAUUCCGACACUAUAUGCAUAGCACAGUGUUGUUUUUUAAUACAAAAAUAUAAAUAGUCGG